AUGCGGCUUCCGUCUCUCAUAGCGCGGGCAGCGCUUCUCCUGCUCACCUCCUUUGCCAUACCUAUCUCCGCCGUAGACGUCAAACACCCGUCUACCCUCGUCCUCUCCUACGAAUACGUCUCCUCAUCCACCACCAGCACACCCUCCCAACUAGCCAUCAUAAAUUACGACCCCAAGUCCCUCCGAUACUCACUAACGUCCUGGACACCACCGACCUCCGCACCCGACGCCAAACCUGACGAAACCACAUCCACGGCUCUCCUCCGCAUUCUCCUUCCCAACGGCUCCUCCACCGUGACCACCCUCUCCACCUUCUCAACCGCCCUGAAACAACACGUCAACCUAUACCUCUCAACCGACGGCACCGCACUUUCUGCUUCAGUUACUUCGAUAAAGCCGGCUCCGCCAACGCCGGAAGAAGCUGCCUACCAAGCCAAAGUCGCACGCGCCAAAGCCCGGGGUAAACCUAUCCCGCCACGACCCAAACCUGAGAAACCCAAGAAGCCCAAGAAGGGCACUACCCCGACCGCAAUUCCAGUAGCGCAGAAGCCCGUCGUGCCGGAAGAGGACAUUCCCGAAGGCCAGCCACGGGUAGUGUUUGUACAGGAGCAGCCGGGCCCGAGUCCGAAGCUGUUGAGCCGGGCGCCGCCGGUGGUGGACGCGGAUGGGAAUGAGGUCGUGAGAGUCGUGGAGGCGGAGAAGAGUUUCUAUCAGAAGUAUUGGUGGGUUAUUGCUGGGGUGGUCCUGAUGACGCUUGUUGGUGGGGGUGGUGGGGAGAAGUAG
Molecule: messenger RNA, 783 nt
Organism: Cyphellophora attinorum
Lineage: Eukaryota; Fungi; Ascomycota; Eurotiomycetes; Chaetothyriales; Cyphellophoraceae
Exons: 1
Coding region: 1-783 (260 amino acids)
Source: RefSeq, a predicted model, not a curated record